This is a messenger RNA of Cavia porcellus (domestic guinea pig), 3157 nucleotides long. It is a transcript of the gene Lysmd4, whose product is annotated as LysM domain containing 4. The transcript has 3 exons. NCBI's taxonomy places the organism in Eukaryota, Metazoa, Chordata, Mammalia, Rodentia, Caviidae. The coding region runs from base 249 to 1145 and encodes 298 amino acids. The record is from RefSeq and is a predicted model, not a curated record.
UAGAAAUAGACAUGGGAAUGCAAGUGAUCUCUGAGAAAAGGAGCGAAUCUCUAAGGUCGAAGGGCGUUUUCUCUUUCCUGUGCCUCGCAUAUGAAAGACAUCAACCGGUAUCGGAAUAACAGCGUGCUAGUCUCGUACUUUUUCUAAGCCUGUGUCCUCAGUGUCGAGGGUCCCAGUGAAGAAACCGUGCAAUGCACAGAAUAGCCAAUGCAGUUUUUGUACCAAAGUUCUGAAUUUUACUCGUGAAGAUGAGGCAGAAGGAGCUGUUAACCAAGACCUUCCAAGGCCCAGCGGCGGUCUGUAGGACUCCUAGGAGUCACGUUUACGUAUUCGGGAAUGGCAGUGAGAACUCCGAAGACUCCUCGGAGGAAGAGACCUGCCAGCAGCCCGUCGUCCUGCGCCCCCGGGGCAGAGAGCUCCAGAACAGUGUCCACCAGGCUUCCCGGCCCAGAGCAGGGGAUGUGGUGCUGCUGCAGCGGGAGCUGGCACAGGAGGACAACCUCAACAAGCUUGCCCUGCAGUAUGGCUGCAAAGUCGCAGAUAUUAAGAAAGUCAACAACUUCAUCAGAGAACAAGACUUAUAUGCUUUGAAAUCUGUUAAGAUUCCCGUGAAAAGCCAUGGUAUCCUCACCGAAACCCACAAAGAACUGAAGCCCCUCCUGGGGCCAUCCGUAGAGACCAGAGUGACCUUCGGGGACCCUCCCAGCGUGGACAGCACGGCUGCAGGUGCGGACACCCAGGCCAGCCAGCUGUCAAACUUCUUUCAGGGCAUUGACCGGAACAUCGAGCGCGCAGUGCAGUCGGAGAUCUUCCUCGGUGAGGGCUGCUGUGCAGAUGCUCCCAGGCCACUGCUGCCCCCAGCACCCCCAAAGACGUCCACAGACGGUGCCGACUGUGGGAUUCAGUGGUGGAAUGCCGUCUUCAUCAUGCUCCUCAUUGGGAUUGUGUUGCCAGUGUUUUACUUGGUCUACUUUAAAAUACAAGCCACUGGGGAGCCCCCCGAUAGGUUGAAUGUAACUGCUGUCCCCUAUGGCUCGAUGGCAUCCAGUAUCGCUCCAGGUCAACCCCCCAGAUUAGUGAUCCCAAGGCCAACCAUUGCCCCCGCAGAUGGCCAGUUCAGCCAGUCCACCUCAGCAGGGAGCUAGGCUGUUGAUUGUGCCCAGCAGGCAGCCUGGCUUGGCUUCAGCGGUUGGGGUUGGUGCUCAAUGUCUGCUAGCUGUCCCUGGCUGUGUUCUCGGGUGCUGCGUUUGGUUUCCUGGGCUGUGUGGACACGACCGCAAGUCGUAGGGCUCUUGAUCACACUUGCCCUGAGGAGUGAUCACUCCAAGGCUGCAGGAUCCCAGAUACCGCCACCCUCAGCCUCGUUUGUAUCCAAGAAGGUGCCGUGAGAGGGGCGGGUACCCAGGCCCCAUGCUGCUGUUUGAAGACUGGCUGGUUGUGUCUGCCUGGAAGUCCUGCAUGGGCCCUCAGUGGCUUGUGCAGAGGGAGAGGCGUGGCCACCAAGGAGCAGCAAUGUGGGCAUCCCUGGGUCAGGUCAGGUCCAUUGUCUAUCACAGUGUCCCCAAGUGCUAUGGAGGGGCCCUGAACUGGCUGGGAGAUGUGUUCUUUGUCUCCCCAGUAAGGUGCUAUGGAAUAGUUUCGUCACCCUAAUUUAGAGAGUGACAGAUAUAAUGGUAAGCGGCCGUGCUUCCUCUUUGCCCGCCAGCUCUGUUGGAGACCUGGCACCUGGAGGAUGCAGCGGUGCCCUCCUCAGUGCCUCCCUGCUGGGUAAACAGCACCUCUGUGCCUCAGGUCCCCGUCCUCGUGGACUGCCACACAGGCAGGUCUCAUUUUCCAUGAAGUGGCUCCCGGAUCUUCCCAGUCUUGUUUACGGAUGGGUGCUCGUGCUGGCUAGGGUGUGGCAGGAAGCACUGUGCACCUGUCCCCAGGCAGCUGCCUCGCCAGUUGCCGGUGUUGCCUAGAGCAGCAGCCCUGUGCACGUUCAUAACCCCAGGGCGCGUCCUGCUGCAGGGCUGGUUUUUCUAAACUAAAACCUGAGUAUUCAAGUUGAAUAGAGGUGCUGGCCCUUUGCAAUGCGUGAGUGGGUUUGGGGCUGCAGGUGGUGCACUUGGUCUCUAAAAGGCUCACCAUCACUGCCCUCGGGGAACCCUCUGUAUAUGGUGUAGCUCGUAAUGUUAAGACCAGACACUUCCUGGAGGGAUGCAGGUAUCUCCUUUCCUUGACUGACUACCAUCUGAGACAACAGCUUGGACAGACAAAGGGUUUAUUUCAGCUCAUGGCUUCAGAGCUGAGGCCACAAUCAGUUGGCCUGUUGGUUUGGGACCUGUGGCAAGCAGCACAUCCUGGCAGGGAGCGUAGUCAGGAGACGUCAUUUCACGUGGCUCAAAGGUAAGGGAGGAGGAAGGCAUGGGGUCCCUACACCCCCUUCAAGGGUACUGCCCCCAGCGACUUAACUUCCUCUUACCCGGCCCCACCUCAAGAAAAUGCCAAGCUGAGGACCACACCUUUAAGUCGUGGGCCUUUGGUGACACUUGCCCACAUCACAGUAAAGUGGCUGUGGCUGCCCAUGGGGAGAUGGAGCCAUCAGUCUGCCGGUCCCCUCCUCUCUGGCCAGACGCCAGCCUGCCGUGUGCAGGCGGGAUGAGGCAGGGAAGGGGCUGAGGGGCUGACAACUCCAUCCACAAGGUCCAUGGAAAAUGCCACAGAAGUGCUGCCCUGGAGGCCCUGGUGUGGCACUUGAUAGCUGAGGCCCAGAGAUGUGAAAGAUCACGUGUUGGAAGAGGAGGGGUGGGUGGCAGGAGAGUACUUGAGAGGGGUUUCCAAUUUCUCUCAGUUUGAGUGAAACAGAUGCCUAGAGUUCAGUUUAGCACAUUUAAAUCAUCUUCACAAUUAAAUGUUCUCUUAAGAGACCAGGAUAAUCUUCGGGAUAAAAUGAACUUGUGAACCUUGGUACAGGAAAAUGCACAAAUGCUUUUCCAGCUAAAUGUCUCUGCUCACUGUGUUGCUGGGGGUCCCAGAUUUCUCUAACAUUUGUGGCCUUUAACUUCACCAGGGAAGGCUCAGAGUCCCUAGGGAAAAUCAUUUUUGCCAGGCAAAGAGUAUCUGUGUCUUUUACUUUUCUCAGUGGAAUAAAAUACUUUCUUCUGCGAAGGAAAAA